AAACAACGUGGAGUCUUACCCAGAUUACAGGUUUAGUGGCCAAGUAGCAUGGACGAAACAAAAGCCUCCCUCUCUCUCUAAAAAAAAAAAAGCCCUUGCUUCUCCAACUCAUCGUUCCUGUAUUUUCAUGAAGCUUCACCCAGUCCUUCAGUCUCACAGUCACAGCAGUCAGAGUCGGUAAUUCUAUAAUUCACAGAGAGUUCUAGAGAGAGAGAGAUGGAGAGAGGUGGAGGAGAGAGAGAGGCGAACAGGAAGAGAGGGUUUGAGAGCGAGAGAGAGCGACCGUACAAGGGGAUAAGGAUGAGGAAGUGGGGGAAGUGGGUGGCUGAGAUUAGAGAACCCAAUAAGCGUUCGAGGAUUUGGCUCGGCUCUUACUCUUCCCCCGUGGCGGCGGCUCGAGCUUACGACACGGCGGUGUUCUAUCUCAGAGGCCCAUCGGCCCGCCUCAAUUUCCCUGAGCUCUUAGCCGGUGAAGCCGGCUGCGGCGGCGCCGAAGACAUGUCCGCCGCUUCGAUUAGAAAGAAAGCCACCGAAGUCGGCGCACAAGUCGAUGCUGUUGAAACCGCUUUACAUCAUCCUCAUCCUCAUCACCAACACCAACACCAACAUCAGCAACAACAACAUCGUCCUUCGACAGCUAAGACGGAGUUCAAGACUACAUGUGGUGGGUUCGUGGACUUGAAUAAGGUACCUGACCCGGAGAAUUCAGAUGGGGAGUGGGAGAGGAACUAGAUUGAAAAUAAAAAUAUCUUAGCUUUUGGGGGUUUUUUUUUUUUUUUUUUCCUAUGUUUCUUUCUAGUACAGUACUUCGUACGUGAAUUUGAAGGUGGUUGUCGCUAACAUGCGCUAGGGAGGUAUGUCACUGACGGCUGAAAUGAUGCGGCUCUCUCUCUCUGUCCUGUUUUUUGUGUACUUUACCUUCAGUUUUAGUUUUUUUCUUUUUAGCUUUUUUUUUCUUUUCAAUUUAACCAAAGAAAUUUUGGCAUUGUAAAAAUUAUAAAUGUUAUAUUAGCUAGUUAUCAGUA
Molecule: messenger RNA, 1025 nt
Organism: Quercus robur (English oak)
Lineage: Eukaryota; Viridiplantae; Streptophyta; Magnoliopsida; Fagales; Fagaceae
Product: ethylene-responsive transcription factor ERF011-like
Exons: 1
Coding region: 217-732 (171 amino acids)
Biological process (GO): regulation of DNA-templated transcription
Molecular function (GO): DNA-binding transcription factor activity; DNA binding
Source: RefSeq, a predicted model, not a curated record